Messenger RNA from Rotaria socialis, 1764 nucleotides. NCBI's taxonomy places the organism in Eukaryota, Metazoa, Rotifera, Eurotatoria, Philodinida, Philodinidae. The record is from the annotation of a GenBank genome assembly.
AUGGGAGUUGAUGGAUCCAAACUUUCAUUUCGACAAAAGCAAGAGCAAACAGAAGUACUCAUGCAACAGAAUGCAGAAAUAGCAAAACGUCUGUCACAAGAAUAUGCUGCACAUAAAAAGAAGCCCGGCACCAUGAUCAAUCAGAUAGGCAAGAAUAUAUUUGAACACAUGAAAUUCAAGAAUAAUGAUUCAGCCAACCGAAAUCAAAUAAAACUAAUAGAAGUUGAAGGUGUGACAUAUGAAAUCAUUGAUUUCAUUAGUCAAGGUGGAUUUGGUGAAGUCUACAGAGCUCGAACUCGUAACAAAAAUCGUGUUGUAGCCAUUAAAAUCAUGAAAAACAUGCCAGAUAUUCGAGAGGAAAUUCAAAACGAAAUUAAUUUCCUACGUUUAAUAAAAAAAGUACCAAUUGAAAAUCAUCCAAUAAUCAACUAUUAUGGCAGCCAAUUCACAAAAGAGAACAUUCAUAUUGCAAUGGAACUAGCGUCUUGUGAUUUGGUGGCUUUCUGGUCUGCCCAUAUGACACAUUUAGAUCCUGAGAAUAGAUUUCUUUUGGGCAUAACUGUUAUUGUAUAUGUUCUACGUGCACUAACCUUUCUCGAACAAUUAAACAUAAUUCAUGGUGAUAUCAAGCCACAAAACUUUGUUAUCGUUUCACACAACGAUAGUUUUUAUGUCAAACUAAUCGAUUUUGGUACUGUUGAAAAGAUGGAUACUUCACGUGCUCAAAUAACUGUUGAUGCAACCAAAGCUCAUACUAUAUUUUUUGCGUCUCCAGAAUUUCUACGACGUGAUUCAAACCAUGUCAUAGCACGACAUCUUCACAAAAAGUCAGAUGCAUGGGCAGCCGGAGUCAUGUUCUAUAUUUUAUUCUUCGAACGACUACCGUGGACAGAUCAGUUUGAUUAUGAAAAUUUUUGCAAUGAUCCCAGCGCCAAAGACAUAUUUGUACCACGGAAGGGUGGCUACAAAUUGAUCAUUGAGCUUUUGUUGAAGAAAAAUCCUGACGAACGUGCAAGUGCUAAAGCAACGCUCAAACAAAUGAUAGCGCAUCCGGCACUAUGCGAUAUUAUUAAAUCACUAAAUGACAAUCUGUGUCUUGUUGACGACACUUGUCGUAUGAAAGUACCGAAUGAUGUUCGAAAAGAGAUUGCUAAACUCUCUCGACCGGGUCAUUUCGUUCACAGAUCAGAUCCAUCAGUAGCAAAAAAAAGAUCGGGAUCACGUCGUUCAUGUAAAUUUGGUGCUGAUUGUAAUAGAGAUGACACUAAUCAUCAUGAAGAAUUUGCACAUAUAGGUGAUGCUGACUAUCAUGAGUCAAGAAGCGCUUCAAAUAGUCAAUUUGACAAGCCGGCAUGUCGCUACGGAUCAGAUUGCUUUCGGAAAGAUGCUGAUCAUUUAAAUAAAUAUGCACAUCCAGCUAACUCAACUCCCCAUACAAUGAGUGCCAACAGUCAUGGACAGUCCACAAAACCACAUUGUCGCUACGGAGUAGCCUGUUACAACACGGAACCGGAACACCUUAAACAAUAUGCACAUCCAAAUAAUUCAAAUCGCUUUGCUAUAGGCGUUAACAACCACGUUCAAUCCACAAAGCGUCAAUGUCGUUUCGGAGAAAGUUGUUAUGAUCAAGCAGUGGAUCAUCGUUUACGAUUUGCUCAUCCAACCGGUUCGACAGAUCCUCAUUGCAAAAAGGUAGCAUGCCAAUUCGGCUCCCGAUGCAAUAAGACGGACGAUCCAGCACAUAUGACCAAAUUCCAACACUAG